CAAAAUACAAUUGAGCUUAUGGUCAACUUGCUAUCUUAUGUACAAAGACAAACUUGAGCUGGUUUAAUACUUUGAUUUCCAUUUACUUCUUUAUUGCUACUCCUAUGGCUUCUUCUUCUUCUUCUUCCGUUGUCUCUUCAACACCUCCUAACUGCAAAUACCAGGUUUUCUUGAGUUUUAGAGGUGAAGACACCCGCAACGAUUUCACAAGCCACCUUUAUGCUGCUUUGCAGAGGAAGCAAGUCAGGACGUUCAUAGAUAAUGAGCUCGUCAGAGGAGUGGAGAUCGCUCCGACCCUUUUGAAAGUGAUCGAGGAAGUGGCGAUUUCGGUUGUCAUUUUCUCCGAAAAUUAUGGGAAUUCUCCGUGGUGUUUGGAUGAACUAGUGAAGAUCAUCGAGUGCAAGAAGACGAUGAAGCAAAUGGUUUUACCUGUUUUCUACCGGGUUGACCCGGCUCAUGUUGCGGAGCUGAAGGGGAGUUUUGGUGUUGCAUUUGCCAUGCAUGAGGUACGUUUUAGCAGAGACAAGCUGAAAAGAUGGAGAAGUGCUUUGUCUGAAGCUGCCAAUUUAUCUGGUUGGGAUUCUCUUGUUAUUAGGCCUGAAUCCAAACUUAUAGGGGACAUUGUUGAAGAUAUUUGCAAGAAAUUGAAUAAUAUGUCAACACCAACAGGAGGGGCUGAAACGUAUUCAGGCAUGCCGAGAACUGAAUCAUCAUUUUGGCAGGCGCAUUCAGGCAUUCCGAAAAUUGAAUCAUCAUUUUGGCAGGCGCAUUCAGGCCCUCAGAGAAUUGAAUCAUCAUUUUGGCAGGCGCUCUCACGUCCGCCUUCCUCAGACUAGGCGGCGUGAGCAGUUGCUGUACAUUCUCUCCGCUUCAUCUGCUUGAACCAACCUAAAUUUGCAUGUAAAGUUAUUGUUUGAAAGAACAGUGGAAAUGAAUAUCUGGACCCCAAUAUACUACUCACUUAUGCCAGAAUUCCAGCAUAGAGUUGUUCAUGUUAUUCAAAUCUACACUCAUGUGUACACAGUAUGAAUUUUUUCCAGUAUCUCAACACCUUCCCUCAACGACGGACGUUUAAUGAUCAUGACAUCGAAGAGGAAGCAAGUGGGUACUUGUAAAGGAAAUGAGGUCAAAGUGGCACUUGAA
Messenger RNA from Ricinus communis (castor bean), 1143 nucleotides. RefSeq names its product disease resistance protein RPV1. The transcript is spliced from 2 exons. Gene Ontology annotation, biological process: signal transduction. The record is from RefSeq and is a predicted model, not a curated record. Lineage: Eukaryota; Viridiplantae; Streptophyta; Magnoliopsida; Malpighiales; Euphorbiaceae. The coding region runs from base 105 to 836 and encodes 243 amino acids.